AUGACUUCUAAUGUGGGUGUGACCAGUUUCUUACUUGUUUUUGUCACUUCAUUUGCUUUGCUUCAUCAUGCAGCCUCUGAGACAUAUAAUGUCUUAGAGACAUUAGGAUGGACAGUACCUGAUAAUGGAGAUGCCUAUCCUAACUGGGCAGCUAACAAGAAAUUCAAAGUCGGUGACACUCUAGGUAAGCCACUCAACUUCCGUCCCAGGAUUUUAGAAAUGUCUUCAACAAACCAAACCUCCAUCAUCAGACAAGGUCAUGCAAAUAUCAAUCUUACCUCGAUUUGCCCACACUACUUCAUCUGCACUAUCGGUGAGCACUGUCAAUUUGGACAGAAAUUAACGAUCAAUCCGGGGAACUCUGCUUACUCGGUAGCUGUUGGCAGUCUAUCCCUCCUUAUCAUGUUCAUUUCCACUAUUGUCCUACGCUAG
Papaver somniferum (opium poppy) is the source of this 432-nucleotide messenger RNA. Its product is annotated as stellacyanin-like. Gene Ontology annotation, cellular component: plasma membrane. Gene Ontology annotation, molecular function: electron transfer activity. The record is from RefSeq and is a predicted model, not a curated record. The transcript has 3 exons. NCBI's taxonomy places the organism in Eukaryota, Viridiplantae, Streptophyta, Magnoliopsida, Ranunculales, Papaveraceae. Bases 1 to 432 code for a protein of 143 amino acids.